AUGAGCUUCCUUGAAGACACGGCGGCUCCCUCGCAAAGUCACAGCGGGAACGUCACACGCGAGCGAGUCACACCAGGAACGUCACACGCGAGCGAGUCACACCAGGAACGUCACACGCGAGCGAGUCACACCAGGAACGUCACACGCGAGCGAGUCACACCAGGAACGUCACACGCGAGCGAGUCACACCAGGAACGUCACACGCGAACGAGUCACACCAAGAACGUCACACGCGAACGAGUCACACCAAGAACGUCACACGCGAGCGAGUCACACCAGGAACGUCACACGCGAGCGAGUCACACCAGGAACGUCACACGCGAGCGAGUCACACCAGGAACGUCACACGCGAACGAGUCACACCAAGAACGUCACACGCCACCGAGUCACACCAAGAACGUCACGCGCCACCGAGUCACACCGAGAACGUCACACGCGACCAAGUCACUCCAAGAACGUCACACGCCACCGAGUCACACCAAGAACGUCACACGCCACCGAGUCACACCAAGAACGUCACACGCCACCGAGUCACACAGGGAACGUCACACGCCACCGAGUCACACAAGAACGUCACACGCGAAGCACAAGGAACGUCACACGCUACCGAGUCACACCAAGAACGUCACACGCGACCGAGUCACACCGAGAACGUCACACGCGCCCGAGUCACUCCAAGAACGUCAAAAUUCGAAGAUAAUAAUCGCUUUCGCUGAAGAGAAUUCGUCGUAG
Molecule: messenger RNA, 732 nt
Organism: Penaeus indicus
Lineage: Eukaryota; Metazoa; Arthropoda; Malacostraca; Decapoda; Penaeidae
Product: mucin-3A-like
Exons: 2
Coding region: 1-732 (243 amino acids)
Source: RefSeq, a predicted model, not a curated record